Plutella xylostella (diamondback moth) is the source of this 1104-nucleotide messenger RNA. Lineage: Eukaryota; Metazoa; Arthropoda; Insecta; Lepidoptera; Plutellidae. The record is from RefSeq and is a predicted model, not a curated record.
CGCCCUGCCAUAUCUUAAUAAAAUAGCAUUGGCAGACGACCAUUUCGCUACGCCCAACAAAAUCGAUGUUUUGAUUGGUGCUUCGCUGUUUCCGCAUUUGAUUCUUCCCGACGACGUGGUCUCCAGUGGACCAUCGGGGCCGCCCGCUAUUCAUACAGUGCUAGGCUACGUACUCAUGGGAGUCGUGCCUGCGCUCGCCGCCCGCCCAGCAUGCGUGACGUCAUGCUGCGCCAUAGUGCCACAGCAGCCUAUGGAUCAUUUAAUUACCCGCUUCUGGGAACUGGAAGAAGUCCCCGGCUCGCCCGUUCAGCACCCCACGGAUGUUGAAUGUGAACAUUUUUACCGCUCGACUACGGAACGUGACCCCGUGACCGGCCGUUACACUGUAGCUCUCCCGUUUGAUAAAGACGUGUUUUUACUUGGGGACUCCUAUAACAUUGCUCGCAAACGUUUUUUGUGUUUGGAGAAGAAGCUCGAGGCUUCUCCCGAGCUUCGUGCCGCUUACGAUGACGUCAUUAAGGACUAUAUUUCCAAAGGUUAUGUGGAGCCACUGACCGUUCCCCCGCAGGCGUCAUCGGAUGAUUUGUCCCCGAGCUAUAUAAUCCCGCACCAUGGUGUCCUCCGCGAGGACAAGUCCACCACGAAGCUGCGCCCCGUGUUAGAUGCAAGUUGCAAGACUUCAUCCGGUGUCUCGCUAAACGAGGUGCUGCACAGUGGGCCAAAUUUACAAGGGGACUUGUUUAAAAUUAUUUUAAAUUUUCGCCUACACGCUGUAGCGAUGACCGCUGAUUGCAAACAGAUGUUUCUGCAGAUUAUGCUUCGCGAAUCUGAUAGACGCUAUCAGAGAAUUUUAUAUCGUUUUAAUCCAAACGAUCCUCUGGUUCUAUAUCAAUUUAAUAGAGUAUGUUUCGGUUUAAAGUCAAGUCCCUUCCACGCGCUCCGCACUGUGCAGCAGCUCGUCGACGAUGACGGCGCCGAGUAUCCCCGCGCGGCGGAGAUCGUCCCGUCCUGCCUGUAUAUGGACGAUAUCGCCUUUUCUGUUGAUACAGAACAGGAGGCGGUGGACGCAGCAAAACAGCUGAUUUAAAUGUUCAAGGGUGCCCA